Molecule: messenger RNA, 1110 nt
Organism: Linepithema humile (Argentine ant)
Lineage: Eukaryota; Metazoa; Arthropoda; Insecta; Hymenoptera; Formicidae
Gene: sqh
Product: Myosin regulatory light chain sqh
Biological process (GO): locomotion; post-embryonic development
Cellular component (GO): cytoplasm; myosin II complex
Molecular function (GO): myosin heavy chain binding; calcium ion binding
Source: RefSeq, a predicted model, not a curated record
GACCAUAGAGUGACGCGUAUCGUGACUCACAGUGUACGUCGAGAAGUUCUGAUCUGUUCUAGUUUUCAUCCGUGUUUCGAGUUUUCGUUUGCUGUUGUUUGACUCUAGGUGCAAAUAAUUAAAGAUGUCUUCUCGCAAAACUGCCGGUCGUCGCGCUACCACGAAGAAACGCGCUCAGCGCGCGACGUCAAAUGUUUUUGCGAUGUUUGACCAGGCGCAAAUCGCGGAAUUCAAAGAGGCUUUUAAUAUGAUUGACCAAAAUCAUGACGGAUUUAUUGAUAAGGAAGAUUUGCAUGAUAUGCUUGCUUCCUUGGGUAAAAACCCUACCGAUGAAUACUUAGAAGCAAUGAUGAACGAAGCACCUGGACCUAUAAACUUUACAAUGUUUCUAACAUUGUUCGGAGAGAGACUGCAAGGGACUGACCCUGAGGAUGUGAUUAAAAAUGCUUUUGGUUGUUUCGAUGAAGAAAAUACCGGUCAUAUAAAUGAGGAACGUCUCCGCGAGUUACUCACGACAAUGGGUGAUAGAUUCACGGAUGACGAUGUAGAUGAAAUGUAUCGCGAGGCACCAAUCAAAGGUUCUAUGUUUGACUACUUGGAAUUCACUCGAAUCCUGAAGCACGGUGCGAAAGACAAAGACGAGCAGUAGUGAGCAAAUGCAAAUUUACCUAAAAAGAUCAAUCGCGUAUCCCGACAUGGAACCGUAGAUAAUAUUUAAAGUUUUCCCGUGCCUCUCGCACUUCUAAAUUCGGCACAUAUAUAUCCACGAUUUAUUAUUAGUAAAUAAUUUAUAAUACUAAGAAAAAUUAUACAAUAUACGCAGGAUAAUUUUGAUCCACAAUAUAUAAAAAUUUACAUCAUUAGAUCUUGUUUCGAAACAUUCACAUUUCUACUACAAAACUCAAUGUUAAAAAACGCGAGGUGCGUCGUUUAAAAAGAUCUUUUCUAAGUAUUUGCUGUCAGCUAUUAAAACUUUUUGAGCAACUGCUGUGUACAGUCGGUGAAAGUUACACAUGUAAGAUAUUUAUAUAUACAUAAAACGAACAUGUAUCUGUUGUAGAUUCUCAGCAUUUAUAUUUUAAUAUAAUAUUCUAUUGCGUACGAAAUUCA